Messenger RNA from Trifolium pratense (red clover), 1439 nucleotides. Its product is annotated as transcription factor TCP1-like. The record is from RefSeq and is a predicted model, not a curated record. Gene Ontology annotation, biological process: regulation of secondary shoot formation. Bases 1 to 1251 code for a protein of 416 amino acids. Gene Ontology annotation, molecular function: DNA-binding transcription factor activity; sequence-specific DNA binding. Gene Ontology annotation, cellular component: nucleus. The transcript is spliced from 2 exons. Lineage: Eukaryota; Viridiplantae; Streptophyta; Magnoliopsida; Fabales; Fabaceae.
AUGUUCUCUUUCCCUAAUAAUAGUUUCCUUUCAUCUUCAUCUUCUUCUUUAUCUUACCCUAAUAAUAAUACCCUUUCUUCUUUUCUUGAAAAUGAUUUUCCAAAUAACAACACUUCUCUACUUCAUCAUAAUCCACCACUACUUUCUACUGUUCCUUUCACUGAUAAUAUUGUUCCAUUAUUCCAUGAUCAUCAUCAUCAUCAUCAUGAAACUGGUAAUUUUUCAGAUUGUAACAACAUUACAAUGUUUGAACCAGAUUCGUCAAACUUUGUUGGUAAUAUUCUUCCAAUUCCAAAUUUUGUGACAGAACAAAAACAAUUACCAGCAGCAACAGUGAUUAAUGGUGGAAAGAAAGAUAGACACAGUAAGAUUCACACAUCACAAGGUUUAAGAGACAGAAGGGUAAGAUUGUCAAGUGAAAUAGCAAGAAAAUUCUUUGAUCUUCAAGAUAUGUUAGAGUUUGAUAAACCAAGUAACACACUUGAAUGGCUUUUCACUCAAUCUGACACUGCAAUCAAAGAACUUGCUAGAACUAAAAACAACGGCGACUGCGGUUACAACGUCGACAACAAGGCCUUCUUUGAUUCAAAUAGCAACAAAUCAUUUUCCUCGGGUGGCGGUGUUGGUGGUGGUGUUGACGGUUGUUCUUCGAAAGGAAGAAAAUUGAAAUGGACACAAAAAGAAGAAACAAAAAAGGAAUCAAGAGAAAGAGCUAGAGCUAGAGCAAGAGAAAGAACUUGUUACAAGAUGUGUAGUAAUAAUGGAAGAAUGCAAGAAGAAAUUAGGUACCCUAACCCUACAAUAACAGAUUCAACAACUACUACUCAACAAAUGUUACUUCAACAAUUGAUGUCAUCAACAUCAUCACCUGUUGAUAGUACUGAAACCGAGGCUUAUGCAAGAUGGCGUCAUCUUCUUCAACUUCAAACCUAUAACAACUCUUCUUCUCUUCAUAAUCAUCAUCAUCAUAAUCACUUGUUGGAUAGUGAAAUAGCUAGAGAUCAUGGUGGAUUUAAUGUCAUUGAAGAAUCUAUUAUGAUUAAAAGGAAUAUGAUGUCUUCUUCUUCUUCUCAGUAUCAACAUCACCAAAACCUAAUUCCUAAUAUCCCUAAGGAAUUACCAAAUUUGAGUUUCAACAAUAAUAUUAAUGAUUACCCUUUAUUCCCUUCAAAUUGGGAGAAUAAUGGAGGAUGCUCUAGCUUUUGUGGAAUAGCUACUAUGAAUCUAUCUACAUGCUUCAUGAAUCAGUGAGGUUGGAAAGUCUUGGGAGGAGAGAAAGAAUCAGAGGCAACACUAAUUUGCUAGUUUUCGGUAAUAUCUGAUCAGAAUGAAACCUCUCAAGUGAUUUGCCUUGUAAUCAUCAUCGCAUCUUUUUUUUUUCUUUUUUGUUUUUUUGUGCUUUAUAUUCCCAUUUUACAAUGUUUUUGUAUUGAUUCUUC